Molecule: messenger RNA, 939 nt
Organism: Hordeum vulgare subsp. vulgare (domesticated barley)
Lineage: Eukaryota; Viridiplantae; Streptophyta; Magnoliopsida; Poales; Poaceae
Product: RNA polymerase II subunit A C-terminal domain phosphatase SSU72
Exons: 4
Coding region: 77-673 (198 amino acids)
Biological process (GO): termination of RNA polymerase II transcription
Cellular component (GO): nucleus; mRNA cleavage and polyadenylation specificity factor complex
Molecular function (GO): RNA polymerase II CTD heptapeptide repeat phosphatase activity
Source: RefSeq, a predicted model, not a curated record
GCAAACGCGCACACGUCGUCUAAGAGCUCUGUCGGAUAGAGCCCCGACCCUACCCUGCCGGCGGCGAGGAGCAAGGAUGACGGCGCCGAGGAGGUGGAGGUUCGCGAUGGUCUGCUCGUCGAACAUGAACCGAAGCAUGGAGGCGCACGCGGUGCUGGGCCGCGCGGCGCUAGACGUCGAGUCCUACGGCACCGGCUCCCAGGUGAAGCUCCCAGGCCCGUCGAUGCACGAGCCCAACGUCUACGACUUCGGCACCCCUUACGGAGGCAUCUACGACGACCUCCGCCGCAAGGACCCCGACCUGUACAAGAGGAACGGCCUGCUGCCAAUGCUGAAGAGGAACAUCUCAGUGAAGCUGGCGCCGCAGAGGUGGCAGGAUAACACCGGCGAUGGGGUGUUUGAUAUGAUACUCACCUUUGAGGAGAGGGUCUUCGACUUAGUUGUUGAAGAUAUGAAUAACCGCGAGCAGAGGUUAUUGAAGAGCGUGCUGAUAAUCAAUAUGGACGUGAAAGAUAACCAUGAAGAAGCUGCUGUUGGGGCGAAGCUUGCUUUAGAUUUGUGCCACAAGCUUGAAGCAGUGGCUGAUGACUGGGAGGAAAUAAUCGAUGACCUGGUCGCUGCAUUCGAGAAGCAGCACAAGCGGAAGCUCACAUACUACAUCUCCUUUUACUAACUUGGCACCGCCUUGCCCCUGUGGACAUUACUGUCACAGAGGCUCGGUUGUUUAACAUGUGAUGUUUUGGAUGGUUGGUACUCCCUCUGUUUUAAAAUAAGUGUCUUAAGCUUAAUAUUUUUUUUGUUUCAAAAUAAGUAUCGCAGAUUUAGCAUUAAGUUAGUAAAAAUUUUGUGCCUUAUUUUAAGAUAAAGGGAGUACAAUAUUGUAUUAGAACUACUGUACUACUGUAUAAAGUUGAGACGGAGAGAGUAGUAUUCAGGAAA